AAAAUCCGUUUUGAUUGGGAAUCCAAACAGCCCCUUAGUGACCUCCUCUCUCUUCUUUAUAGAGGUGGGGGAGGGAGGAACACAGUUGUAACGAAACUCAAAAAACUAUAAACCAUCCCGCUUCUCAGACCCCUUGAAAUUCCCCUCACAUUAAACAGACCCUUUGCUCUUCUGCGUUUUGGGUCCCUGGGAUUUCAGCCAUGACCGAGUUUCCUCCGAAUGUUGACGACGCUCGACUGUGGCUUCCCUCUGAUACUUUCUUCAACGACGUCGUCGUCCCGUCUGAAUUUAGCCCCCACCAGAGUCCGUUUUCCUCCAUGGACGACCUCUCUCGUCACCUCGCCGCUCUCACUUUACUCAAACAGCGUCGCAGCCUACGCCUUCAGCGGUUCAGACCGCCGGUUCCGACCGGUCAGCUUGAUUAUCAGUCCCAGUGUUAUCUCACUGGCUUCUCCAGGACUGAGCUCUGUCACCACUACCCGUUCCCGAACCCGGUUCAGCUUCAGAUUGGUGAUGGUAGCUUUCUGGAACCUAGAGCUCGGGCUUUGAGGAGGCAUCAUAACCAAGCCCAAAUCCGAAACCAAAACCGCCUUUUCCAAUUUCAGGGAAAUGGGAUUGGCCCAAUGGGUGGUGGUUUUGAGAGGGUUUCCGGAGGCACCGGUGUUUUUCACCCCCGGGUUUUGGAUUCCACCAAAACCACCAGGAGUCCUGAGGUCAAAAAGAAACCUGGGUUGAGAAGUAGGCAAGAGAUUAGAGGCAUUCAACAAAGGAACUCUAUGAAUAAAUGCGUUGGUAUGGGCGAAGAGCAUCACCAGCUUCGUCCUGAUGUUGUUUUACCUCAAGAGUGGACUUACUGAGCUCAAUUGGUACCCUUUUCUCAUGCAAAGUAGUCUUGUAGUUUCUUUGAUAGAAUAAAGUUCCAUCAAACUAGAAUAGAAGGUCGAAUAUCUGUUGGGCUUUGUGCAGCAGGAUUAAAGAUGUGUAAAGGGGUAGCGAGUUGUUCCUCUUUCUCUCCUUUUGUGUGCCAGGGAUGUUGUAAAAAUAAAUAAAUUAGGUAGAAACUCUUGUGUUAGGAA
Messenger RNA from Rosa chinensis, 1076 nucleotides. RefSeq lists its product as uncharacterized. The record is from RefSeq and is a predicted model, not a curated record. Lineage: Eukaryota; Viridiplantae; Streptophyta; Magnoliopsida; Rosales; Rosaceae. Bases 201 to 857 code for a protein of 218 amino acids. The transcript has 4 exons.